Molecule: messenger RNA, 1654 nt
Organism: Cephus cinctus (wheat stem sawfly)
Lineage: Eukaryota; Metazoa; Arthropoda; Insecta; Hymenoptera; Cephidae
Gene: TSG101
Product: tumor susceptibility gene 101 protein
Exons: 8
Coding region: 275-1543 (422 amino acids)
Biological process (GO): endosome to lysosome transport; protein transport; protein modification process
Cellular component (GO): ESCRT I complex
Molecular function (GO): ubiquitin binding
Source: RefSeq, a predicted model, not a curated record
AACAAAUAAGAAGAUUAGCAAUCAGUAUUAAGUUUGAUUAGUGGAAUAGUAAUUAUCAUAAAAAAACGUCGGGUUACCAAAUUCGUACCUCAAGCCUUUCUCGCAUAGCAGCUUGUUUUCAAAUAUCCGACUACACUUGGGGGUUUGUCAUAUCCAAAAAAAAGAACUAUAUUGAAACAGCUAUUAUAAUCCGUACAUAACUAGAAGCCGUUAGUAUAUUAUUGUAUACUAUACGCAUCAGUUUUAUCAGUUAGUCUUUUAGGUUGAAGGUUAGAUGGUCAGGAUGAAUCAUAUCGAGGAGGCGAAGCUUAGGCAGUCCUUAACGGAUAUGAGGUAUCAAAAUCCAGAAAUAACACGUAAAGAUAUUUCAAGUGUGUUACGUGUUUAUGGAGGUUUAAUGCAUAAGGAGGAACGGUUUGUAUUCAAUAAUGGCUCUUGUAAGGAAUUAAUUAAUUUGCAAGGAACAAUUCCUGUUAGCUACAAAGGCAGUACCUAUAAUAUUCCAAUAUGCAUUUGGCUAAUGGAUACUCAUCCAAAUAAUGCACCAAUGUGUUAUGUAAAACCAACAGCAGAUAUGACAAUAAAAGUCAGCAUGUAUGUGGACCACAAUGGCAAGAUUUAUUUGCCUUAUCUACAUGAAUGGGUUCCUCAUUCAUCUGAUCUAUUGGGUUUGAUCCAAGUAAUGAUUGUCACAUUUGGUGAACAGCCUCCAGUUUAUGCAAGACCCAGAUCUGAUACUCAGUCAACAUCUACACCAUACCCUGUUCAACCAGCGUUCAUGCCUGUUCCUAGCACAGGAUCUAAUUCAAGUGGAUUCCCACCGUAUGUUCCUACAUCUCAAUACGGCUCAGGAAACACUGCCUAUCCUCCAUAUCCAACAGGUGGAGGACCUACUUUUCCUCAGGCUGGUUAUUCUCCUUAUCCAGGAACUACGCCAAGUUAUCCUGGACAAUAUGGUGGCUCAUAUCCAACACCGUAUCCUUCUGCUACACAACCAUCCCCAACUUUACCUGAAAGUUCUGGCGGCGGCUCGGGUACAAUCACUGAGGAACACAUCAGAGCUUCGCUUCUUUCUGCUGUGGAAGACAAACUUCGUCGACGCUUGAGAGAACAGUUUUCUCAGCUACAAGCGGAAUUAGAAACUUUGCGUAGAACGCAGCAGGAACUCGUUAAUGGUUCUAGUCGGCUCAAGGAUCUCUUUAGUAAACUUCAGAAAGAGAAAUCGGAGCUUGAAAAGAAUAUAAAUAUUUUGCAAGACAAGGAGACCGAACUUGAACGUGAGAUUUCAAAGCUCUCGGAGAAUCAGUCCAUUGACGUGGACGAAGCUGUGACUACUAUUGCACCACUAUAUAAACAAAUGCUUAAUGCAUUUGCUGAGGAAGCUGCCACUGAAGAUGCCAUAUAUUAUCUUGCUGAGGGCUUGCGUAGCAGUAUCAUUGAUUUGGAUGCCUUUUUAAAACAAGUAAGACAACUGUCAAGAAGACAAUUCAUGCUAAGGGCCUUAAUGUUGCGCUGUCGACAAAAAGCAGGACUGGCUGGCUGAUGGACUGGAGCAUCAUUAAGAUAUUAUUAAUACACUUUGAAAAUAUAAUUAUGUGCUAUUUUACUAUUCAAACUGUCCAUGUAUCUAAACAAAAUAAAAAUGAUAUACCUA